GGCUCGUGCCCGCACGUCCACUCUGCAAGAGAGCAGGAGGCAGUCCUCUUUGGGAACCGACCUGGCAAGGCGUGGAAUUAUUUCAGCACGCAUUCAAGAGUUUUGAAAAAUACCAUUGCAAACCAAAGAAUUGUGGAGCUUCGGCGCUUUUCCAGAGUCCCCAGUUAGAUUGCAAACAGGUUAUGCUUCUCCUGAGGUGGAUCCUGAAACUAUGGUUUCUAUUUCUGCUCAUAGCAACAGUAUGUGGAAAGAAGACAUCAGACGUGGGCUCAUGCCAGCCACGUCCCUCCUGCCACGAAUGCAUCCGUUCCCACCCCAGCUGUGCCUGGUGUAAACAACUGGAUUUUGUGCAGGCGGAGGAGUCUGACACAGCCCGCUGUGCCCCUCGGCUGGAGCUGGAGCGUCGUGGUUGCCUCCCCAGUGAGGUCAUGGACCCCCGUGGCAAGCUGCAUACCCUGGAGGACAGGCCCCUCAGCAAGAGCAACCAGUACGACAGCAUCACGCAGCUGGCACCCCAAAGAAUUGCGUUGCAGCUACGGCCUGGGGAGGAACAGCGCUUCACUGUGCGCUUCAGACGGGCUGAAGGCUACCCUGUGGACCUGUACUAUCUCAUGGACCUGUCCCACUCCAUGAAGGACGACCUGGAGAACAUCAAAAGACUGGGCAGUGACCUGUUGACUGCCCUACGCAAUAUUACCAACUCUGUGAAAAUUGGGUUUGGCUCCUUUGUGGACAAGACAGUGCUACCGUACGUGAGCACAGCACCCAAAAAGUGGCUCCACCCCUGCCCAAUCGCUGACGAGCCCUGUCAGUCGCCAUUCAGCUAUCGGCAUGUGCUUGCGCUCACCGACAACGCCAGUGAGUUUGAGAGCACAGUCAGCCAACAGUUUGUUUCGGGGAACCUAGACCCGGCAGAGGGAGGCUUCGAUGCCAUCAUGCAGGUAGCUGCUUGCAAGGAACAGAUCGGCUGGCGGGAUGUGACAAGGCUUCUGGUAUUCACUUCGGAUGGCACCUGGCACACGGCUGGGGAUGGCAAGCUGGGCGGAAUCUACAUGCCCAAUGAUGGGCGUUGUCACCUGGAUAAAAAUGGUUUAUACACUGAAAGCCAUCUCUAUGACUACCCCUCUGUUGGGCACUUGGCUGAGGUGUUAUCAGAGUCUAACAUCCAGCCCAUAUUUGCUGUGACCGGUACCAGGCUUCUUAUGUAUGAGGAGUUGAGCAAACUCAUUCCCAAGUCAGCCGUCGGGGAAUUGAAAGAAGAUUCCAGCAACGUGGUGCAGCUCAUUCUUGACGCCUACAAUAGCCUCUCAUCCACUGUGAACUUGGAGCACUCUUCAGACCUUCCUCCCGGCGUCACGAUCGCUUACGACUCCCACUGCGGUGACUCAGAAACAUUUGGACGUGCACAGGGUGGAGAAUGUUCUGGUGUACACAUCAACCAGUUGGUACAGUUCACGGUAAGGAUAAAUGCAACCACCUGCUUGCCUGCUACCCAAGAUCUGGUCCUACGAGUGCUGGGAGUGGGGGAGGAACUGAGGGUACAGCUGUCAACGGCAUGCGAGUGCCAGUGCGGAGAUGUCCAACCCUCUGCACCGCACUGUUCCGGUGGCCAGGGCAACCUCACCUGUGGCAUCUGCAGCUGCCAAGAGGGCUACAUAGGCCGUCUCUGUGAGUGCAAGCCAGAGGACCUCAAUGACCCAGAAGCCGGGUGCCGUGAUGGAAACAGCACAGGACCCAUAUGCAAUGGCAAGGGCCAGUGUGUGUGCGGAAAAUGCCAGUGCAACACCCACGCCAGCGGUCCCUUCUGCGAGUGUGACAACACUGGUUGUGAACGACACAACGGGGAGCUCUGUGCAGGCAACGGGCAGUGCAGGUGUGGCAUUUGUGAGUGCCGGAGCAACUACACUGGCGGUGCAUGCGAGUGCAGCUUGGACACCAGUGGAUGCAUGCGGGAUGGUGCUGUAUGUAGUGACCAUGGACGUUGUGUCUGCAACAGAUGCCACUGUGAGGCCGGUUGGCUUGGCAGCCACUGCAGCCACUGUGCUGAGUGCCGGACACCUUGUGAACAACACAGGGACUGUGCAGAGUGCAAAGCUUUGGGGACUGGCCCGCUGAGUGAGAACUGCAGCGUCUCUUGCAACCAGACGGUGAGGGUGUUGCCGGCAUCUGCUGUGGAUGAGAGAUGGUGCAAGAUGACAGCAAGAGACGGCAGCCUCCUCAUCUACCUCAUGGAGAAGGAUGAGACUGGUGGGAUCACCCUGACUGUGAACAGCCAAGAGGGUAUUUCUGACCAGACAUUCAAGCUGGUCUUGAGCUUGGUCCUGGGCCUCGUGGGGUUUGGGGUGCUCCUUAUCGUCCUAUACCGCAUCGUCAUAGAUAUCUGGGACCGGAGGGAGGUCAAGCGCUUUGAGGAGGAGUGCAGGCGGGCCAAAGGGAACGAGGUUAACAACCCACUAUUCCGGCGAGCUACCACUACAGUCAUAAACCCCAAAUACAGGAAGGACUAACGCACUGACAAGAAGAGGAAAAAAAACCCAGCCUGAAACGGGAUGUAAUGUUAACCUUGGACUGGAGAGAUCUGGAUUCAAUUUCCCUGCUCAAGCCAUGAUACUCAAGCAACUAAUCUCUUAGGCUGUCCUACCUCACAGGACUCUUGUGAAGAUCAAGUAGGAUAACCCUAGUGAUUUGAAGGGUCCAUCAGACUGUAGCCGUAGCACAGACACACAAGUUGAAUAAUGGAUUUCUCUUCCCCAGAAAGCCUCCCAGAUGGCAAUUCUAUGAAAGGAUCUCUAAGAGAACUCUCGGGUCUUCCCUACCCCAUUGAAACACAAAGGUAUUUUAAUCCAGAGGAGUUAGCUGUGUUAGUCUGUAGUUGCAAAAUAGUAAAAAGUCCAGUAGCAGCUUUAAGACUAACCAGCUUUAUUGAGGCACAAGCUUUUGAGAACCACAGUUGUCAGAUGCAUCUUAAAUACCAACCAUAUUUCACCAACCUAAGAUUGCAACACUGACAUUCGAACGCAGGGCUUCACGGUAAUGAGAGUCACACCUGGUUUCAGAAUGUUUUGUCUUCAACUGUGUUGCAUAGAGAGAGAAACGUUUCCUGGACCUACAAGGACCCAACUAUAUAUAUUAGGGCUACACCACACUCUUCCCUCCCAAACACUUUGGUGAUCAACCCUCCCCUUCUCCCGGGCUGCAGCAUAUCUCAGGCACACAGUGAAAAUAUAGGUAAGCUAAGCAAGUAAUUCGGUUUUGAUAACAAAAAGGGUCGGCAGAGAAAGGGUUAAACAGUCCCUCAGUACUAGGUCCCACCUGCAUCAGGAACAAGCCCAGAGAUACAGCCCUGUUUCUUUCUCAUGUAAAUACAUCGAGGUGCAAGUAGGUCUCUUGGACAGUUUGUGCUUUAGCAGGAAACUCUUCGGGCUUAAGAAUCCCCGUUGUACCACGGAAACUUGCUGGGCGAUCUUGGGCCAGUCACACACUCUCAGACUGACCUACCUCACAAAGCAGUUGUGAGGACAUGAAGGAGAGAAUGAAGCAAGCUGCCUUGGGUCUCCACUGGGGAGAAAAGUGGGGUAUAAGUAAAA
Molecule: messenger RNA, 3587 nt
Organism: Eublepharis macularius
Lineage: Eukaryota; Metazoa; Chordata; Lepidosauria; Squamata; Eublepharidae
Gene: ITGB7
Product: integrin subunit beta 7
Exons: 17
Coding region: 183-2507 (774 amino acids)
Biological process (GO): cell migration; cell adhesion mediated by integrin; cell-matrix adhesion
Cellular component (GO): cell surface; integrin complex; focal adhesion
Molecular function (GO): integrin binding
Source: RefSeq, a predicted model, not a curated record